UCACUGUGGGACGGCCUCCCACCAAGUGCGCUUUGAUAGAGUGCAGUUGGGACAGCUCUCAACUUUUUCUCUGACACAGAUCAUAGCCUAGCAAAAGUAUUAGACAGCCACAUACGGAAAGAAGCUUUAUAACCUUCUGUUUUUGCAAUGCAGCGAGUAGCCUAUAGCCAGUUUUAGAUUGUGUCUCGAAUUUGUGACUUCUUAUGGCUCCGUUUGGAAAAAACUUUCUGAAAGCGCGCUUGAAAAACAGGAACAAGGACAUUGAAGCUGUUCCAGGAAAGGAGAUCCAGGUGUCCGUGUUUGAUGAAGAGAAGGUGGUCUGUGGAGUGACCAAACACACAACAUGUGCAGACAUAGUGCAGGCCUUGCUGGACGACCAUAAGACCAUCCCAGAAAGCAAGAGGCUCCUACAUGGUGACUGCAAAGACUUCUGCCUCCUGGAGCGCUGGAAGGGCUUUGAGAGGGCUCUGCCUCCUCUGACACGAAUCCUCAGGCUUUGGAAUGCUUGGGGAGACCAAAAACCAUUUAUUCAGUUCAUUCUAGUUAAAACCAGCGAUGUUGUGCCCCAAACAGGCAAACGGUGCAGUAAAUCCAAAGGGACCAAGCCAAAGACGUGGGAAAAAGGUCCCACUCAUUAUUCUCAGUCCCUGCCUGUUGAGAGACAAAAGCGCAUGGUGAAAAAAGCCUUUCGGAAGCUGGAGAAGAUCCACAAGGAGAAGGAGACCACCCCAGGUGCUGCGGAGAUUGACAGGAUGGUUCAGCUCAUAAUCUCUCAGGACCACACGAUCCGACAGCAGGUCCAGCGAAUGAGAGAUCUAGAUUUGGAGAUUGAGAGGGGCAAACUGCAGAUGAGCCAGGAGGAUGACAACUUGUCAAAGUUGUCAACAUCUCCCACCCAGAGCAUGGGCUUUCAGAAUGAGGAUCCAUUGCAGGACUACCUGUUUUCUAGAGAUGGAGUGGAGCAGCUAGAGUUGCAGUUGCAGCGGCACCAAGACCUCAUCCUCCAGUUGUCUCAUGACAUCAACACAGAGCUGAUGAGUGGCACGUUUGCCUGGCCAGAGGUUCCAGAAGAGGAGGUGCAACCGCAAGGGGCCACGGCUGCUGCACUAUCCCAGGCGUCUUCUGACUUAGAUCUAUCCUCCCAUGUCUCGGAACUGGAGAGACUACAGUCAGAACUGAAGUAUAGCCUGUGCACUGGCGUGUCCCUUCACAGCCAGACAAUGGAGCUGGAGAAAGAGCUAAAGCGCUACGAUAUGACAAUAAGCUCCAAAGACCAGGAGUGUUGGCAGCUGGCCACCCAGCUUUGCUCACUGCAGUUGGAGGAAAGUGUAAAGGAAGCUCCCAGGUCUGGGACCCUAAAAGGCCUGGCUCAUUGCAGUGUUCCACAACACGUGAAACUCAAACACAACUUGUCCCCUACUGACAUAACAGACACUGACUCAGACACAGGGAUUAGCUCCACACACAGUCAAGACUCCCUCUUGCCCUGUUUGGAUUCCAUGCCUCCUCUGGACUCAGAUGUUUGAACAGGAACAUCAGGACUCAGCAUGGGUGAAUAUUUCAGCAAUGCAUGCUGAAUGUUCACUAGUCUAAUGUUGAUAUUCAUCAAUUAAUCAUGCAGGAAUAUUUGACAUUGCUUUUGAAUACUCUAAAGGCGCCAUCACUAUCCCAGGUGUUAAUAAGACUGGCAUCUUCACAAUACCUUUUUGAUUUAUUUUCAACCAAAAGGCUUAUAAUGGUAGAAACGGGAUGUUUUAUAUUAAAACAUUUGGGAAAGGUGUGUGGAUAAAUAACUACAUUGAACCUUUGUUUUACAUUGUAAAAUGCAAUUUUCCUAAGCUACUGCAUUAUAUGAUAGCCUAUCAUGUUACGUCACGCAACUUGUAUCUAUCACAUGAAAGACAAUGAUUUCUAAGUUAUUUAUUUAGACUAAAAUAGCACAAUGUUUUAUGUUAUACAAGGACAUUAUCUUCUUUUUAGGCAUUUUUAGGCAAACGCUUAUUCAAGACAUUGCAGCAUUAUGGAACUAAUUAUAUCUUAGUUAUCGACAAGGCAAUGAGUCAUAAAAUCAUUCAAAGUCAUUUAAGAUAGCAAGACAUAUAUUACUUUUACUUCAGCAAUAAAGACUCUGAUACUUUAAAUGCCAGACAGUUGGUUCACACAUUGACUAGUCUAGCAGCUAGUAAGACACGGGAACACCAUUUUACCACCUACAAAUGAAACACAUUAAAGCAGAGCAACAGGGGAGUUUCUCAUAAUAUCAAUAUGGUGAAUAUAUGAAAUGCCUCCAGAAAAGGAACAAGACUCAAGCCACAGCAGCCUUGGGAAGUGCCCUGUAUUACCAGGGGAGACAAUAGCUAGGCAGACCAAACAACAGCAAGCACUCUUCUCUUGCCAUGGUGAUGCUGAGAGUGUAACACGCUGUACUGAGAGCAGAUCAGGGCUGGUAGUGAAGCAGGGCAUAUCCAUUUCACAAACUAAUUGCCUUCUUCAACCCCUUCUCUAAUCCCCUUAGUAGUUCCAGCAUACAUGAAAGAGCACAGUGUCUCACAAUGUAGACAGCCUUGCAUCAGUGCCUCCCAGUUGUGAAGAGUACCAAGGUUUAGCUAAGGCAGGUUUGCUUGAAAGCAGUUUGUACCAAAUCGUACCAGAUUUGUGGUUCCUGGAAUUGAUUUUUUUUUAUGCAAAGAGUCCCUCGGUCAUAGAUGUUUCGAUAGAAAAGAGGUCACCUUGUUAGUUGUUUAUUGUUUCUCUGAAGCAUGCUGAUACAGUUUCUUCUUUGAUUUGGUCUCCAGCUGUGUUGAUUAUUUAUUUUCUUCAUCAGCAGCACCUGACGCUCCCUGUGGAUAAACAUUGCCAAAGCCUACAUUUCCCAGUGGGCCGAGCAGGAAGUGGCACUCAGACCCUGUAAUGUAGAGUAAGAUGGCGACUUGCUUAUCCAGUCUCUGCCUGACAUCAGCAAGGGUUCAAAACCUUUUCAAGUCAUACGCCUGUUUUCAGACAACAGUAAUUACAUGGGCCAAAAUGACUGUUACUAGACCCUGUUUUUUUUGUUGCAAAGCUGCAAUUCUACCUUGGGUUAAAGACACUGCAUGUGAUUCAGUAAUGAUUCUGUUGUAGUUUGAUACAUGCUACAAUCACUGUAAAAUUAUUAAAUAAUAAUUACAUUUUGUCACUCUGA
This is a messenger RNA of Hypomesus transpacificus, 3181 nucleotides long. RefSeq names its product Ras association domain family member 9 (gene rassf9). The record is from RefSeq and is a predicted model, not a curated record. The transcript has 2 exons. Gene Ontology annotation, biological process: signal transduction. NCBI's taxonomy places the organism in Eukaryota, Metazoa, Chordata, Actinopteri, Osmeriformes, Osmeridae. Bases 204 to 1526 code for a protein of 440 amino acids.